Panicum virgatum (switchgrass) is the source of this 1190-nucleotide messenger RNA. RefSeq lists its product as uncharacterized. Lineage: Eukaryota; Viridiplantae; Streptophyta; Magnoliopsida; Poales; Poaceae. The annotation marks the transcript as partial. The transcript is spliced from 3 exons. Gene Ontology annotation, cellular component: chloroplast thylakoid membrane. Gene Ontology annotation, biological process: thylakoid membrane organization. The record is from RefSeq and is a predicted model, not a curated record.
ACCCACGAUUCCAACCGGAGUCCCAAAGCCACGGUCCGGCUGCUGCUUCCUCGCAAAUUCCUCUCCCCCGUCCCUCUCCCCCGGGCCACCGCCACAGGGGGGCCGCGCUGCUUGUGGCCGCCGCCGUCCCUCUCCCCCGUCUGCUGCGUCCCCUUCCCGGCCUUAGCCCCCUGCCACGCCUCCCCCUUCUCCACCAGAAGGCUCCCCAGAUUCGCGGCCCGGAGUAGCGGCGGUGGCGGCGGCUCACGCCCCGAGCCCAAGCCAGGUAACAACGGGAGCAAGGCCGUCCUCGACGCUUUCUUCCUCGGGAAGGCCUUCGCGGAGGCGCUCAUGGAGCGGGUCGAGUCGGUGGUGGGCGAGGUGUUCAGCGUCGUCGGUCAGUGGCAGGCCGAGCAGCAGAAGCAGGUGCAGGAGUUCCAGGCUGCAUAGUUGCUGUUACAAAAGAUGUCAAUCAGUAUAUCAAAGGGGUCUGGAACUCGUGCUAGUGAAGAGGCUGAUACAACUUCGACUCCACGUCGUAUGCGUUCCGCUGUUUGGGAACACUAUGAGAAAGACUUGGCUGAUGUGGAUGGUGAGCUAAAAGCAGUUUGCAAGUAUUGCCUCAUGAAAUUGGUUACCAAAUCAGGAACUAGCAGUCUCAGAAGCCAUAUUGCCAAUGCAUGUCCAGCGAUUGACAGUGCUAUCAGAAAGGGCUUUCAAGCAUCCAUGAUCAAGAAAUCAAUUGAUAAAAUUUUUGUCUUUGAUGCCCAACUCUGUCGUGAAUGGAUGAUUGAUUUUAUCAUCCAUGCUGAAAUUGCUUUCCUAAAGUUUGAAGAUCCUUACCUGCAGCCUUGGAUAGAUUCAAUGCAGCCAGCUUUCAAGGUUAAGGGGCGUCAAACGAUCCGUAAUGAUUGCUGGAAGAAAUAUGAAGAGAUGAAGAAAGUAUUUCUGAAAGUUCAAUUGACGAACCUCUACUAUUUUCUGAGAGUUCAAAUGACAAACCUCUACUUUCUGCCUUUCUUCCUGCAAACUGUAUGUGAGGAUAACAGAGGACAUCACAACUUGACAGCAUGAAAUUAUGUUGAUUGGCUUUAUGAUUCACUUCCAGAUGUUCUUUGGUAUGCUACAUAUUAUGUAUGCCUUUCCUCCUACCAAACAACCAGUGACUUCUAUAGCCUCCGAUAUUGGAUUCCAUUUUUACUGUUCUGACA